AAUUAAAUAAUAAUGAGACUCAGUCUACAGUUCGCCAAAAUUACUGUGUUUGUAUCUAUAACAGCAAUGUUCCUUUUGAUAUACCAGUUUAAAAGUGACCUUGUUUAUUAUAAUUUUAACCUUAACGGUCGGCUUGGAUCUAGCGAAAAUAAUUUAAAAUAUAUUUUGCUAUGGACUUACCCCAAAGAUGAACCUCUUGUAUCAAUUGGAUUUAAACAAAGUGAGUUUAUUACACGGAACUGUUCAUACACGAAUUGUUUUGUGACGGCUAACAGAAAUUAUUUAUUCGACUAUAGUAAAUUUCACGCAAUUGUUUUUACUAUACCCCAAGCAAAGACAUACAGUCUCUCAGAAUUUCCACGGCAUAGAUCUCCUGAUCAGAAAUAUGUAGCCUGUAGUACUGAAUCUUCCCAUUACUACCCAAUAUGUUCCAACAGAUUAGAUAAUUACUUCAAUUGGACCUGGAGUUACAGACUCGACUCAGAAUGUCGAUUUGGGUACAUAAUUGUUCGUGAUAUACAUGGUAAUGUCAUUGGUCCAAACAAAACAAUGCACUGGAUGAAAGUGGAGGAUAUGAAAAAUGUGAGCAGUGAGCUCAAAAAUAGUUUACAAUCAAAGACUAUAGCAGCAGCUUGGUUUGCUUCCAACUGCUUCUCGAAAAGUAAACGAGAGUUAUUUGUCCAAAAUCUUCGAAACGAAUUAAAUAAAUACAACCAUUCUAUUGUUGUAUAUGGUGUUUGCGGUAAUAAAACGUUAUGCCCACGCAGAAAUAAUAAACGUUGUUUGGAGAUAAUCAAACAGACAUAUUACUUCUAUUUAGCGUUCGAGAAUUCAUUCAGUGAGGACUAUGUAACUGAAAAAUUGUUGAUUGCGCUUAAAAAUAACGCUAUUCCCGUAGUGUAUGGUGGGGCUAAUUACACAAGAUUCAUGCCCGAUGGAAUGUAUUUGAAUGCAAGAACAUUAGGUCCGAAGCAACUUGCACUGCAAAUGGACUCUUUAAUAAAAAAUCCUGACAAAUAUGCUGACUACUUCAGAUGGAAGAACCACUACUCUUAUCACAUUAACCACGAGAGUCCGGAAACUGACAAUGUCUGCUCUUUCUGCAAACUCCUGAAUGAUGAAAAAAAAUUCAGUGAAAAAUCAGUAGUAAAAAAUUUUCGUACCUGGUGGGACUUUCCCAAAUUUUGUUAGAUAUAAGAAAUUAUAUCUGCAUUAAAAAAAUAUAUGAGUUACAAAAAUAUUGUCUAUUU
This is a messenger RNA of Plodia interpunctella (Indianmeal moth), 1250 nucleotides long. Its product is annotated as alpha-(1,3)-fucosyltransferase C-like. Gene Ontology annotation, molecular function: fucosyltransferase activity. NCBI's taxonomy places the organism in Eukaryota, Metazoa, Arthropoda, Insecta, Lepidoptera, Pyralidae. The coding region runs from base 13 to 1191 and encodes 392 amino acids. The record is from RefSeq and is a predicted model, not a curated record. Gene Ontology annotation, cellular component: membrane. The transcript is spliced from 2 exons.